GCAAGCGCAUCGCACUCGCACUCGCAUGCCACGCCCGCCGCCAGCCGCCGCAGCUGCCGCCGGGCCGCGGCCGGCGUCGCACACCAAGCACGAGGCCAGCCUGCUCUACCCGCUGCCGUCGCUGGGCGCGCAGCUGCGCCUGGCGCAGGACUCGGCACGCGGCCAGUCCACCGGCACCACGCUCUGGCUCAGCGCCCAGAUUGCCGCCUGCUGGCUGCAGGCGCACCCGGUGCGCGCGGGCAAGGCAGCCAAGACGGCCGAAGAAGGGACGAGUGCGGCAGAUGGAUCGGCAUCGACGCCCGCCCUUGACCCGCCUACGCCGCUCCGCGCCCUCGAGCUCGGCUCGGGCACGGGCUUCCUGGCCAUGGUGCUGGCGCUGCAGGGCCUGGCGGUGCUGGCCACCGACAUCGAGCCGCCGCUGAGCAGCGUGCUGCGCCCCAACCUGGCGGCGAACGGCAGCACUGCAGUCGCAGCGCCCCUUGACUGGGCCGACACGCCGGGCGACAGCAGCGGCAUUGGCAGUGCCGACGACGAGAUGCGUGCUGCCGACUGGCUUGCGCAGCUCGGUGCCGCCGCCGGCGUGCCGUCGCCCUGGGACGUGCUCGUCUCGGCCGACACCAUCUACCAUCCGCAGCUGCUGCACCCGCUCUGCCGCACGCUGCGCGCCGCCGUGCUUGCCUCGCGCCGCGACGGUGUUGAGCCGCAUGUGCUGCUGGCGCUCGAGCGCCGCGACCCGGCCCUCGUCGACGAGGCGCUGCGCACCGCCGAGCGGCAUGGCUUUGCACUGCAGCGCCUGCCGCCGCGCAAGGUGCGCCGCGCCGUCGACGCGCACCUCGGCAGCGCGUGGCCGCGCGACGAGUGGGAGGAGGUCGAGCUGUGGACGCUGCAGCUCGUCGACGACGCCGCGCUGCUGCGGCUGGCAGCGACGUAGUGUGCGUCACGGCGGCGAAUGAUCACGUCUCCUGCCUCUCUCUCCGCAGCGGCCCCACCGCGCGCCUCCCACCAACGCCGCGCUGCUGCGCCUGGCCGCGGCCUCUGUGUAGGCCGGCGACGGACCCUCUGGCACCACGGCGGGCCUCGCCGGCCCUCGCACUCCUCCUCGUCGUCGGCAAAAGGGCAAAAAGAGGAUGCUACCGGCGGGAUUCGAACCCACGUCGCGAUCUGAUCCACAAAAAUGGGAAGGUCGCAUGCUGGCCACUGCACUACGGCAGCAUGUGAACUCGAGUCGCCAAAUCUAGCGUAU
Messenger RNA from Tilletiopsis washingtonensis, 1243 nucleotides. RefSeq lists its product as hypothetical. The record is from RefSeq and is a predicted model, not a curated record. Gene Ontology annotation, cellular component: nucleus; cytoplasm. The coding region runs from base 26 to 931 and encodes 301 amino acids. The transcript has a single exon. Lineage: Eukaryota; Fungi; Basidiomycota; Exobasidiomycetes; Entylomatales.